AUUUGGUCCCAUAAAUUCCAAAUAACAGCAUUGAGUACUUGUCUAGGAAAAUCCUAUUCAUUGUUUUCUCUAUGAAUGAAUGAAUGAACUAAAAAAAAAAUUCUAAACCCUAACAAGAUUUUCAUCGGUUAUGGCUAUGGAAGAAUCGGCAAUUGCCGUUGAUUUACUCACCGAUUCAUCGGCUACAUCUCUACCGUCUGAUCACACAGACUCUUGUUCUUCACCUUCUGAUCUCCCUUCCCCCACGGCCACCAGACUUAACGCCUUGGCGCCGGCAUUCGUUCCGCGGUCGAUUUCUCCUACGCCAUCUUUGAACGAUUUGAAUCAGGCUGAUUUUCAUCCGCUUCCGAACCAUUAUGUAUAUGCUCCUCAGUUGCAGGUUCAGUAUCCAUCACCGUAUUAUGGCGGUGGUGGUGGUGGUGUAGCUGAUGUAGAUCAUGCUAGUGCUAGUAAACGUGGAGGGUUAACUGAUGAAGCUGCGCAAAAGAUUGUUAAUCAAGUGGAGUUCUAUUUCAGUGAUUUAAAUUUGGCAACAACUGAUCAUUUAAUAAAGCAUAUGCUCAAGGAUCAGGAAGGUUAUGUACCAAUAUCUGUAGUUGCGUUGUUCAAGAAGAUUAAAGCUCUUAUACGUAAUCAUGCACAGCUUGCUCAAGUUCUGCGGAGCUCUACAAAGCUGGUUGUUAGUGAGGAUGGAAUGAAGGUUAAACGCAAAAUUCCUUUGGCCGAAACCGACUUAAAAGAACUGCAAUCUCGAAUUGUGAUUGCUGAAAAUUUGCCUGAGGAUCAUUGCCAUCAGAAUCUCAUGAAGAUUUUCUCAGCAGUUGGAAGCGUUAAAAUGAUACGCACCUGCUUACCUCAGUCUUCCAAUGGUGGGGCAUCUUCAGGAUCUAGAACAGCAAAGUCAGAUAGUACUCUUCACAGCAACAAGUUACACGCAUUUGUGGAAUACGAAACCGCCGAAUUGGCUGAGAGGGCGGCUGUAGAGUUAAAUGAUGAUAACUGGAGAAAUGCUCUGGAAGUCCGAUUACUUCUUAGAAGCUCAGAAAAAUCUGGUCAAGCUCAAGGGAAAAAAGCUGGUCAUGAUAGUGAAAACUUCAAGGGGGAUGAUGGUUCUGCAUUAGAGGUCAACGAGAAGCUUAAUGAAGAGUCACGCCACCAUAUUGAUGCUAAAUCCAAUGAGCUUGCAGGACUGGUUUAUACAAGAUUUAUUCUGUGGUCGGUGCUUUCAUUUUUAUUUUACAUCUACAGGAGGAGCAUGGCAGUGAUGGGCAGAGGCGUGGGCGUGGUCAGGGUCGGGGUCGGGGUAAGGGACAGGGUCAGAGACGUGGACGUCCGCAGUCUCAUCAAAACAAUCGUGGAGGUCAUUUAGGAGCUCCCUUAUCAAACGUGAAUCGUGGAAGUAAUGUGCGAAAUUCCCUCUCAAAUAUCAUCCGUGUUGGUGUAGGGAAGCCUGUUCUUGAGCAGUCAGCAGCAGCCAAGCAAUCUUCUGUACCUCGUAUGCCAGAUGGUACUAAGGGAUUCUCCAUGGGCCGAGGCAAAUCGACGCCUAUUAUAACUAUGUGAUAACUUCCUACUUCACUGAAAUUGGUGUGAAUGAGAGGGGAUAUAUCUUGUUCGCAUGAUGAAAUACGCUAUGGUUGAUUUGGCCGUUUGAGUCGUAUAGGUUCAAUCUAUCUUGUGUUUUUUACUAAAUCAAAUGAACCUUGUAUGAAAGAAGCACCAGAGAUGUUUGGAUGUAAAAAUGCAAACAGUACAGGAUUAACAAAAGCUUAUAUAGAAAAAAGUUGAGAAUUAUACAA
Messenger RNA from Solanum lycopersicum (tomato), 1799 nucleotides. Lineage: Eukaryota; Viridiplantae; Streptophyta; Magnoliopsida; Solanales; Solanaceae. The record is from RefSeq and is a predicted model, not a curated record.